UGUGGCAGGAAAGUUCACGGUGUCCUGGCAGCAGGAAGCUCCCUUGCUCCACCCUCUGCCCAGCACAGCGGCUCCCUGAGCUCGUCGAGGAUUUGCUGCACCACAUCUGCCAGCGCCAGCGACCUGCUCUGUGCGGACACUCGGGGGGGAGCGGGACCCUCGGCAUGAAGCACUUCUCCUGGGAGCCCCGGGCAGCCCUCGCUGUGCUCUUCCUCGCCGCUGCCCUCUGGGAUUCCUGCUCAGCAGCAGCUGAAGACAUCUCCAAUGUUUCAACAACUGAGUAUGAACCACCAUGUCUUAACGUGAACUUCUGCAGGCAAGCGGCCACGUGCUGCCCUUCGGGCAUGGAUGACUACGGGUGGAUCGCAGCGGCCGUCGGCUGGAGCCUCUGGUUUCUGACCCUCAUCCUGCUCUGCAUGGACAAGAUCAUGAAACUCCGGCCUGAUGAACCCAAAUACUUGGGGGCCUGAAGCAGAGCAACCAACAAGCGGCAGCACUGGGGAGCAGUGAGGCGCAGGCAGACUGACAAAGCAUUUCAAACACUUGUUAAGAAAUAAAAAAGAAAGGGGAAGCAUCUUCAGCCAAAAAAAGGCAGAUCUAAGCAGGGCAGCUUCACCCUCUCUGGCAGGCUGGAGCUGCCAGCCAAGGUGUGCCAAGUCCCUGCAAGCCACCACAUAUGUGCUACAGUGCAAAAAACCCUACUUUUCCCUGAGCCCUCUUUGUGUUUGCUGUGAGCACAACAGCAGGAGGAGAGGCUGAGGGACCAGUUACCAGCCUAUAGCACACGGCCUUGAGACAACCUGCUGCAUGACCUUUGGGUUUGACACAGAAAGUGAGCAAAUAAAGCUAUUUUCUGGAGCAUCAACAUUACCAGAGCCAGUACUAAGCUAUAGGCCAGGUUACAUCAGUAAUCCAUUGACUUUACUUCUUCCUUCUCACUCACUAAUCUGCAAUAUUUUAAAGUCUAUAAAUUGAUACAUGGAAAGACUCUUAUGGAAACUUAGGGAUGGUUUGAAAGCAAAACUAAUUUUCCCAGAGCCAUUUAGAUGUGAACUGUGCUGCAGGAAUCCAGUGUUGGUUGUAUUUGUACAGCUUUCACCUGCCUGAGAAACUAAGCCAAGCUGAAGUGUGACAAGAAGGUUUAAACCAGCAUAACCAAUUCAUGCACAAAAUUAUUCCUAUUUAUAUGAGGU
Hirundo rustica (Barn swallow) is the source of this 1193-nucleotide messenger RNA. It is a transcript of the gene TMEM213, whose product is annotated as transmembrane protein 213. NCBI's taxonomy places the organism in Eukaryota, Metazoa, Chordata, Aves, Passeriformes, Hirundinidae. The coding region runs from base 165 to 470 and encodes 101 amino acids. The record is from RefSeq and is a predicted model, not a curated record. The transcript is spliced from 3 exons.